AUGGAGGCUGUACGCGGGCUUAUCUUAUUGAAACAUAAACAAGCACGAAGUGGCCCAAAGAAUUUGACGACAGAACACGAUCAAGACCUCCGAGCUUCCAACAUGAUCAAGACUUUCAAGACUUCCAACAUGAGCAAGACUCCAGACACUUUGAAGACUCAAGACCUCGACGGUCACACACGGCGUCCCGACGUUGGUAACGAUGGCGAUGGCGGAGGCGGAGGUGAUGGCGUCGGUGGUGGUAGCGUCGGCGGAGGUAGCGUCGGUGGUGGUAGCGACGGUGGUGGUGGUGGUGGUGGUGGUGAUGAUAGUGUUGGUGGUGGUAGUGGAGUGGUGGGGUUGGUGGUGAUGGUGGUGGUGGAGGUUGGCGGAGGUUGA
Bombus pyrosoma is the source of this 378-nucleotide messenger RNA. RefSeq names its product glycine-rich cell wall structural protein 1-like. The record is from RefSeq and is a predicted model, not a curated record. The transcript has 2 exons. The coding region runs from base 1 to 378 and encodes 125 amino acids. Lineage: Eukaryota; Metazoa; Arthropoda; Insecta; Hymenoptera; Apidae.